Cyphellophora attinorum is the source of this 1857-nucleotide messenger RNA. RefSeq lists its product as uncharacterized. The record is from RefSeq and is a predicted model, not a curated record. The transcript is spliced from 2 exons. Bases 1 to 1857 code for a protein of 618 amino acids. NCBI's taxonomy places the organism in Eukaryota, Fungi, Ascomycota, Eurotiomycetes, Chaetothyriales, Cyphellophoraceae.
AUGGCGAGUGCUCAAGGUGCUUCUCGUGGCACUGUUGCCGACCGAAUCCGAGCAUUCCAAGGUCUCAGAGUCUCGCCGGAGCACGUUCAUGUACAAGCACCAAAGCCAAUCAGCCGGACUUUUGACCCCGAGAUAUUGAUUAGCCACGGUCGGCGGAAGGACAGCAGCGUCGCGGCACCAGUAGAGAGACCUUCCCUGAAUGCCGUAGAUGGAUUUAGAGGCGGCGGACGCCCGUCAGUGGCACCGUCAUCCUCUGUCCAGGCAACGACCUCAUCUGACCAACAUUUUCGUCACUCAGCGGAAUCGCACUCCCUCGACGACCCCUUCAUCGCCACAACCGACGGACCUGCUAGCUUAGCAUCUCGAAGAUCGGAUCAAGAAUCUCACUCCGAACUGGACGGAGCUCGAGCUCGAUUGAGACCGGUUGAUCGUCGUGGACAGUCAGGUCAGCGCAGCAAGAAUGUAGAAGCCAACACGACACUGGCUGAGCUCGGGUUCAUGAUCGACGAUGCCCUAGGCGAGCGAACCACACAGCAGUCACCAGGACCUUCGCCCAAGCAUGCCUCAAAGCCCUCAAGUGUCCAAUCACCUGGCCCGGAGUCACCUCCGCAAAGCACUGAGCCAUUCCCGCCCCGGAUAAGACCUUUUACAAUAUACAGGUCCAACAAAGCAACUGCCUCGCCUCCUCUGUUGUCGAAUGUCAGCCCAGCUCGUGGACCUGAGCCACUUAGCCUUUCGAGUCUACUGCAAACUCCAGACCCGCGUUCGCCAGAGCCAGAGACUCAUCCACACCACAAACAGCAUCUAAAACCUGCCAAUGACAGACCUAUCAGUCCUGUCAAGGAAAAGGCUGCCAUGUUUGAGAGUCUCUCGAUGUCUGACAACAGCACGACGCCGCCCAAGAGCCCACCUCCGAGAGUACACCUUCGCGACAGGGCGCAUUGGAAGGACAUUCGCUAUCACAGUCCAAGCACAGAGGAAGCAGCCAGGAAGCACCGUGCCAAAUUUGGUCACAGUAUCAGCGAGCAUCAUCCCGAUACCUCAGAAGACACCGAAGCUGCAUACAACACAGCCUCCGAAACGCCAGGACAGCUCACUGGGCAGUCGCCUCCUCGGUCACAUUCGCACAGAGCUCCUUCCCGUGGUUGGCCUGCCCAAUUACGGACGUCAAGCAAGACAGGCAGAUCCGAAGCUCAAUUCUACCACGAACCUACCGAUCUCAUCCGCAGAGAUGUGCACAAUCCUUCGCAUCGUCCAAGCAUCGUCGCACAACGCAUUGCACAGUUGGCGCUUGCUGGUCUGGAGGACCUAGCUAGUGAACGAUCAAGGACUCAGUCACCGAGCACAGUUGACGCAACGCCUGGCAGGGUUCGAGAGAGCGAGUUGCGGAAUCAUAACAUGGAUGGUGGCUUGCUGCUGCCGAAUCAGAUGCCGGAAGUUCAGAUCCCUGUUCAGGAGCAGGCGGACUACCUGAAGGCCAUGCCUGGUACCCCCCAACAAGCAGACCACGAGUUAUAUCGCCAGCGAGGCGUGUCGCGCGCACGCACACAACCCAUACCGGUCUCCAGACCUGUCUUUGACAAGCUAGCGAUCGGCCAGCAAAGCCCCGUCCGGAGCAAACCUCAGAGCGGCAGUCCUAUCACUCCUGUUCGUGGACGUGCUCUUGUUGUCCAGUCGCCGCGUGGGUCAGGAUAUGGUGUGGAGCAAAGCUUCUACUUCUCAGCACGAAAGAGCCGCAGUCCAUCGAGAGGCAGUGGGCGCAAAUUGACGCUGCAGAUCAACCUGGGAAGCCCUGACCAUCAAUCGAUGGAGCGGGUCUCCAUCAAGGCGGACAUGGAUGAGCUUGAGGAAGCAUGA